Messenger RNA from Diabrotica balteata, 1069 nucleotides. Lineage: Eukaryota; Metazoa; Arthropoda; Insecta; Coleoptera; Chrysomelidae. The record is from the annotation of a GenBank genome assembly.
UCUUUCCUGACCUUCACUGGUAGAUAUUGAUCUAUUUGAAAUUUUCUGUUUAUAACUUUAGGGUUAUUUACUAAUUAAAAAAAUAUGGUGCAGAAAAAAGUCUGGGCAGCAAGCAACGACGGUGCAAUCGAGUACAUUUCAUUGACAUCAGAAUAUCUCGAGGACGCCUUGGAUGUCCUGCGGAAAAGCUUUUAUCGUUAUGAAGCAGGAUGUUUUGCUGUAGGUUUGUCGGAAGACCUCGAAGCUAUGGCCGAAAUGGAUAGCUACAUGAUUGACGUAGCUAAAGGAGGAAUUUCCAUAGUAGCCGUAGAGAAAGCAACUAAUAUUGUUUGUGGUGUUGCUUUCAACAAAAUUCAGAUCGACCAAGGACCAAGCGGCAAAAAUUAUUACAAGAACUACAUGAACGUGUAUAAGAGAAGAGCAACCAAAGAAAUAUUCAAAUUCAUGGACACAUGUGACGAAUUGAUGGAUGUAUUCACACCGUUCAAUGCCAGUAGUGUCAUGGAAAUCAUGUUCCUAGCUACUUCACCUGAUUUUACAAAGAGAGGAAUUGCUUUGCAACUGUGUGAAGCAUCAACUGAACUGGCAAGAGCACUGAAAAUGAAACAGAAUGUAAAACAGUCGCUCGAUGGAAGAGUUUUGCCAUUAGAACCAACUCCUCAAGCAGUGUCCGCACUCUUUACGUCACCAUAUUCUCAAAAGAUUGGAAGGAAGAUGGGCUGGACUAUUGUCGAUAAAAUAAGUUUCGACAAAUUUUACACCAGAGGAAAACCAUUUUCCAGUGUUUUGGGAAAUUAUGUCAAGUAUAUUACGGUUGAAUGCAAGAAGAUUUGAGUCAUUCGCCAGAAUGUAGAAUAGUUAUGAAGAUAUUGAAUCAUUUUUUUUAAAUUGGUAAUGGAAGAGUUCUUUUGAGUCGAAAAUGGAAGAUUUCUUUAACAUUACUGAUGAUUUGACUAAGAAAAAAUAAACAAGGAAUGUAACAUCAUCAUCUUUGUUUACUUCAUAUACCAUUAGGGUAAAAAAUGAUACGAUAUGUUAUUAUUUAAAACAAAUAAAUGAUUCCAAUCUA